AUGAACUUUGACGCGGUGGUCCGGAAGGCGUUCAGCGACACGGCCGACGCGGCGGAGCACAAGGCCAAGAAGGGGGCCAAGAAGGAGCUCAAGAGCGUGACGAAGGACGUGAAGAAGGAGAUCAAGCACGAGGUCAAGGACGUGAAGAAGGACAUCAAGAAGGAGGUGCGCGCCGGGAUCAAGGAGGAGCUGGGCGUCGACGUCAAGGAGCUCAAGCACGAAGUGAAAGAUGUGAAGAAGGAGGUGAAGGGCGUGAAGAAGGACGUCAAGAAGAUCAACAAGGCCAUCGACGACCCGUCGGCGUCGAGCGUCGGCGGCGCCGCUGCCGCGGGUGGCAGCUUCCUGAAUCGAUUCAAGAAGUCUGCCGGAGGAGGAGGAGGAAAAGAAGGGCACAUGUCUUCUUCUCCGUCAUCUUCGACCAGCCGCAGCGCCACCACCGAAGAUGGUGGAAACUAUCCACCCCUGCCGCCGCACCUCGGCUGCGUGGAGAAGGAGGGCUGGCUCACCAAGCAAGGGCAAAAGGUGAAGUCGUGGCGGGAGAGAUGGUUCAAGCUCGACGCGCUCGGCUACCUCCACUACUACAAGGGGGUCAACGAGGUGGCGCCGCUGGAUUCGCUGUGGCUGGAAGGUGCGGAGGUGAAGGUGGAGGAGGGCCUGAAGCGGGCGGGCUUCAACUUCUCGGUGCAGCUGGCGCACCCCAAGCCCCGCGUGCUGUACCUCUCCGCCAGGAGCGCCGACGAGCGGCGCGAGUGGAUGGAGGCCAUUCUCGUGGGCACCAACAACGCGCAGAGCAUGCUCUCCUCGUCGCCCACCUCCUCCCAACGCAAGAACAUCUUCGAAGCCGAUGGCUCGGACGGAGAGGACGGCGAGAAGAGCCGAGGCAGCACCUUCUCCCAGCGAGAGCCCACCUUUGUCGAUCUGCCGGACAUUAAGGAAGGAGAGGAGUCGGACGAGGAGGAAGCCGCAGGCGAAGACGAGAAGGUCCUGCUGGCCAAGACCCUGCUCAGCAAGAGCAUGUGGGGUCCGGCCGACAUCCAGGAAUUGGAGAAGACCGGCCUGCUGGUGCCGUCCGAGGAGCCGACUGCAUUCUCCAGCUGGUACGGAGUGGUGGGAUUGACGGUGGUGGGUAGCGGCGCGACGCGCAACGUUGCGGUGGCCGAUGCGUCCGAGGGCACCUUUGCCUGGUGCUCUCUGCGCCUGCGCGGUCGCAUCUCCGUGAUCGGCAAGGACGAGGUGCUGAAGACUGACGACGCGGGAGAGCUGGAGGUGGUCCAGCAAACGCUCACCUCGCCGGUGAAGCAGUUCCUGUGCGAGAACAAGGAGGGCUGGAUGUUCUACGUCUACGUGUCGCCCACCGACAAGCAGAACCGGCCGAAGAAGGAGAAGGGCCGCGAGACCAUCUCCCUGCCCCGGAUCAAGAUGGCGGCCGACACGAAGAAGGAGAUGGAGGACUGGUCCCGGUUCCUGUGGGACCGCGGACUCGAGGGCCGGCGGAAGCAGAUGAUCAACGGGUUCCUGUGGAUCAAGAAGGCCAAGGUGUGGCAGCGCUACUACUGCAUCGCCGACGCCCACUACUUCGAGUGGUUUGAGCCCCAGAAAUUCCGUGCGAUUCCGAUCGCCGAUUUGACGGUGACUGGUCCGGAGAGCGGGCGGGUGAAUCGACCCAAGCAGAAGAGCACGUCGUUUCACGUGCGCAACGUGUUGGAAAACUACAACCACUCGCUAACGGUCACCGAUGGCAAGAAGAUGAACAUCUGCCUCUACACCGCCGACGACGAGCACCUCAACUACUGGAAUCGCGUUCUCAGCCGAAAGCAUGGCGCUUCCUCUUCUUCGCAGCCAGGAAAGGAGAUGCUGAUGCUGAGCUGCGCUGCCGGGUACGCGGGCGCUGCAGUCAAUGGGCUCUCCGCAACGGCCGAGGAACCGAAGAAGGGGCUCAUGAGCGAGCAGGGUUCGGCCAAGGUCAACACGCGAACGUCGUCGCCUGUGACGGAGCUCAUCAACAGCGCCCGCCUCCUGUGCGAGAAGGCCAACCAGGCCACCGGCAAGAGUUCGCUGGGCAACUAUCCGCUUGAGAAUAUUGGAUCCAAGGACGGCCAGUAUCGCAUUCUGUCGCUUGAUGGCGGUGGUCUCCGAGCGGUGAUGGAAGCAGUCAUUCUUACGCGGCUGACCGAGGUCUAUCCGGAUUUGCUGCAGAAAUUCGAUCUCAUCGUUGGCGUCUCUGGCGGCUCUAUGGUCACCGCCGGCCUCGCCACAGGACGAUCGCCUCACUUCCUGACGGAGAUGUUCAAGGUGAUCGGCCCCAUCUGCUUCAAGCAGAAGGCGGCCUCUGCCAAGUUCCCGCGCGAGCCGCUGGAGGUGUUCGGCGCGGAGGUGUUUAAGGGGAUGAAGCUGUGCGACCUGCCGCGUAAGGUCGUGAUCCCCUCGUUCCUGCUCGACAACGAAGCCCCGGGCAACGACCGGAGCUGGGAGCCGCGCAUCUACCACAACCUGCCCAUGAAGGCCGAAUACGAGGCCAAGGAGGGCGCGUGGAAGGAGCAGGAGCUGUGGAAGUGCGUGCUGAGUUCCUCGGCGGCGCCCAUCUACUUCCCUAGCCACGGCAAGCACAUGGACGGAGCGGUGAUGGUCAACAACCCCGCACUCAGCGCCCUGAGCAUGAAAACUUACUCGGACGUCUUUAACACGACCCAGGUGGUGGAGAGGCAAGACCCCUCGCGGAUUCACAUGCUCUCUCUGGGCACCGGGCGCAUGGUCCAGUUCGUGGAGGGCGACAAUCUCGACUGGGGCAUGAUUCAGUGGGCGCCCAAGCUGCCGGAGCUGAUUGUGAAGGCCGGGCUGCUGCACCAGGAGGAGAUGGUGCGGCUCAUGCUGGGCGAGCGGUUCCACCAGUGCAACCCGCUCAUGGAGAAGUUCCUCGACAUGGACAACGCCGCCCUCAUCCCCGACCUCAUCGCACUCGCCAACACGGUCGACCUCGCCCCCACCCUGGCCUGGAUCGACGUCCACCUCUACAACGGCCAGCGCCAGCCCACCAGCCCCACCACAACCACGGCCGAGCCCAUUCCCGUGCCGACCUCCGCCGCGACGUCGAAGGACAUGUCGUACGCCGACGCCGUGGCCGCCAAGAGCGCGACCCCGCCCAAGGACCUCUCGUGCGACCUCUCGGCCUGGUACAGCGCGCCCCUCCAGAUGUCCACCGAGACUCUUGCCCAGGAGGAGUAA
Molecule: messenger RNA, 3222 nt
Organism: Acanthamoeba castellanii str. Neff
Lineage: Eukaryota; Discosea; Longamoebia; Acanthamoebidae
Product: PH domain containing protein
Exons: 17
Coding region: 1-3222 (1073 amino acids)
Biological process (GO): lipid metabolic process
Source: RefSeq, a predicted model, not a curated record